AUGGCGCAAGAUCCCCGACUACUCCUUCAAAAGGCCGAGAAAGCGGCGUCAGGGGCCACUGGCGGCUUCAGCUUUUUCGGUGGCCGCACCGAGAAGUGGGAGAACGCAGCAGACUUGUACACACAAGCGGCUAACGCCUUCCGAGUACAGAAACAAAAUCAUGAAGCAGGCCAGGCUUUUGAACGCGCCGCCGCAAUCCAGACCAACAAUCUCUCCGAGCCCGACGACGCCGCCAACACACUAAGCGAGGCUUUUAAGGUCUACCGCAAAGAAUCGCCGAGCGAUGCCGCCCGCGUCCUCUCUCAAGCCAUCACCCACUACACAUCCAAGGGCAACUUCCGACGCGCUGCCACGCAUCAACAGAACCUAGCCGAAGUUUACGAGAAUGAGAUUGGCGACCAGAAGAAAGCCCUCGAGGCAUACGAGACAGCAGCGGGGUGGUUUGAGAGCGAUAACGCCGAGGCCCUGGCGAGUAAGCUGUAUUUGAAGGUCGGUGAUCUGGCGGCACUGGAGGGCGACUACUCGCGCGCCUGCGACAAGUUCGAGUCGGUUGCGCGGGCGUCACUCCAGAAUAAUCUGAUGAGAUGGUCGGUCAAAGAGUACCUGCUCAAAGCGGGCAUUUGCCACCUGGCAGCCGGUGAUCUGGUGGCUACGAAACGGGCGCUGGAGCAGUACAAGGAGUGGGACAACAGUUUCGUGCAGCAGCGCGAGUGUAUGCUCCUGGAGGAUCUAACGCAUGCCGUCGAGGAGGGUGACCAGGAUGGGUUCAGCGAGAAGCUGUUUCAGUACGACCAGAUGAGUAAGCUAGACAAGUGGAAGACGGGUUUGCUGUUGCGAGUCAAGGGCAGUAUCGAAAAGGAGGAGGAGGACUUCUCGUGA
Cyphellophora europaea CBS 101466 is the source of this 879-nucleotide messenger RNA. RefSeq lists its product as uncharacterized. The record is from RefSeq and is a predicted model, not a curated record. The coding region runs from base 1 to 879 and encodes 292 amino acids. The transcript has 2 exons. Gene Ontology annotation, molecular function: syntaxin binding; soluble NSF attachment protein activity. Lineage: Eukaryota; Fungi; Ascomycota; Eurotiomycetes; Chaetothyriales; Cyphellophoraceae. Gene Ontology annotation, biological process: intracellular protein transport; SNARE complex disassembly. Gene Ontology annotation, cellular component: SNARE complex; vacuolar membrane.